GAUUGUUCCCCGGUCCUGCCACGAUUUUCUGCAAUAGCCAGCGGCGCGAAAAUCUGGCGAACCAGCAAUUUGAACUUCCAUUUCACAUUUUCUUCUUUGUCUGCUUGUUCGACAUUGUUUGUUAGCAGAUGGGUUUGUCUGCGUUUUGACCUCUUUGGAAGUCGAAUGCUGUGCAACGAGCAAUUUGCGAUGGGAGAUGUUGAUCCCGUCAGUAAUGGGAGUUCACGGUUGAUAGAUAUUUCAAAGCCUCUGGCGAUACCAAACGAUGAUCCGGUGCAUCCUUUCUUAGCUUCCAAGACUGUUUAUGAGCAGCAUCGUCAGCCAAUCUAUGCAUGCGCUUUCAACCCCUAUCAGCCUGAUUGUUGUGUUCCACUUCUCGCAACUGCGGCGAAAAACAUGAUAACCAUUUACGAAUGUCCCUUGGACUCUAACAAGAUCACCCUUGUCCGAAAUAUCAAGGAUCCAUCGCCAGACAUGGAUAUCUUCACGUUGACAUGGUGCUAUGACAUCACUGACAAAGCCCAUCGUAUUGCUUUUGGAGGUUAUUCUGGUUUGAUUCGACUCGUGGAUCCUAGUUCAGGAAGCUUGCUUAUGAACAUGUAUGGGCAUGGCGAUCACGUCAACGAGAUGCGUACCGACCCUAAUAAUUCAAUGAUUUUCGCUUCUGUUUCCAAAGAUACUACCAUAAGGCUUUGGAAUAUCAGAGUCCAAGGACCGAUUGCCAUAUUGGGUGGUUAUGAAGGACAUAAGGAUCAAAUACUUUCCCUUGACUGGUCACUCGAUAGCAAGUACAUUGUGUCAUGUAGUAUGGACCAUUCCAUUCGACUUUGGUAUCUGGGUACAGACAAGCUGCAGGAACGCAUUCGUGAUAGUAUGACGCUCAAAGGCCAGGCAAACUUUCAGAGGGAGCUGGCAGAUGAUUGUCAGUCUGGGAGAACCAUACAAAUCCACUAUCCUAUUGCCAUCAACACCGAUCUUCACAAUGAUUACGUUGAUUGUGUUCGCUUCCUGGGACACUACGUUAUAUCAAAGGGCUCAGAUAUGUCAGUGGUUGUAUUCAGAUUCGGUUCCUUUGGUGAGGAAUUCUACAAGAUCAGGCCAAAAUUGCAGGUCGACACAUCAGCAAUUCAGCUCGUUCGAAUGGAUUUGCCUGAUUCUGAUAUAUGGUUCAUCAAAUUCGACAUAGAUCCGCUCAAUCGGUGGAUUGUGAGUGGUAACAAAAUGGGACAACUGUGCUUUUGGGAUCUUACCGAAGGCCUACCAACAGUCAACAUGACAGUUACGCUGAAAAUUGCGGAAUGUUGCAUCCGUCAGAUAUGUUUUGGGGCCAAUGGAAGGAUUAUGGUUGCUGUUGCGGAUGACUACUCGGUGACUAGACUUGAACGCAUCUUGGAAGGAGAGGAUAUACCUUCGUUUUGUAAGAGCACGGGCCUUUCUUCAACUAAUGGACCAUCUGCGAAAAAAGCGAAGAGGCGGAGCAGAAAACAUGGAAAGAAACGAAAUAGCGAGUCAGGAAGUUCGGAAAAUAGCGACGAUCAUGCGAGCUGAGCUUCUCAAGAAGUACAAUUUUGCGUCUUUGAAGGAAGAAAUACCCGUUUUGUUGAUGUGCAAUUGUAUAAGGCUAUGUCUUGCUUAUGCGAUAUUCUUACUAUCACGUAUAGAAACGAGUCUGAGUUCUGAAGUACUGGGUAGUAUAGUGUUGCGAUCUCGAAUC
This is a messenger RNA of Cylicocyclus nassatus, 1714 nucleotides long. The record is from the annotation of a GenBank genome assembly. NCBI's taxonomy places the organism in Eukaryota, Metazoa, Nematoda, Chromadorea, Rhabditida, Strongylidae.